GCGAAGGCAGACGAACAGCGAAGAAUGGAGAGAGCUGCUAAUGUCGCUCCGCUGAUAGUGUGAAGCAUCGUUAACAACAACAGAAAAGCUCGCCUCUGAGCUCCAGGCACCGCUGAACCCUUGGCGUAGCAGAUACACGCGUUUUGUCCGGUUCGUUUGGAUUUAUGACGUUGAAGGUCUUGCACCUUCUGCUUCCUGUGACAAAUGUUGAUGCCAGAAAUCAGUCUCUUCAACAACUGUUAGAGGCGACAGGGUGAGGACAAGGAGGAGUGUUGGUUAGCCGUACCAGGUUUUGUCUCAUGAGCGUGACUGUGCCGUCCAGGCUCUGCCAGUGACCCGGGCUGUGGCUGUGGUGGGCCCGGCCCAGGAGGCCUUUUUGUACAUCACUCCAGGCUCCCACUGACCUGUGCUGCCCACACCAUGGAUCAGCAAAGAGAUAAAUAUGGUGAACGGCCUGCCCGGAGCACGAAAGUUUCCCAGGGCAGCCGUAGUGGACACUCGUCACGACCAUCUGGCUCUUCGAGCUCCUCGGGGGUCCUCAUGGUGGGGCCAAAUUUUCGUGUGGGCAAAAAGAUUGGCUGUGGAAACUUUGGUGAAUUGAAGCUUGGUAAAAAUCUCUACACCAAUGAGUAUGUAGCUAUCAAACUGGAGCCAGUGAAGUCGAGGGCACCACAGUUGCAUUUAGAGUACCGGUUCUACAAAACACUGGGAAAUACAGCAGAAGGAGUGCCUCAGGUGUUUUACUUUGGGCCCUGUGGGAAAUACAAUGCCAUGGUUCUGGAGCUGCUGGGCCCGAGUCUAGAGGACCUCUUUGACCUUUGUGACAGGACCUUCUCACUGAAGACUGUCCUAAUGAUAGCAAUUCAGUUGAUUUCUCGAAUGGAGUAUGUGCACUCUAAAAACCUAAUCUAUAGAGAUGUAAAACCUGAAAACUUUCUCAUUGGACGGCAAGGAAAUAAAAAGGAACACAUUAUCCACAUCAUUGACUUUGGCUUGGCCAAAGAAUACAUCGACCCCGAGACCAAAAAACACAUUCCAUACAGGGAGCAUAAGAGUUUGACUGGCACUGCUCGGUAUAUGUCCAUCAAUACACAUUUAGGCAAAGAGCAAAGCCGGCGAGAUGACCUCGAGGCCUUAGGCCACAUGUUCAUGUAUUUCCUUCGUGGGAGUCUACCUUGGCAAGGACUAAAGGCCGACACAUUGAAAGAGCGAUACCAGAAGAUCGGAGACACAAAACGAAACACUCCCAUUGAAGUCCUCUGUGAGAACUUCCCAGAGGAGAUGGCCACCUACCUGCGAUAUGUGAGACGAUUGGACUUCUUUGAAAAGCCAGACUAUGAAUAUCUGAGGACUCUAUUCACUGAAUUGUUUGAGCGUAAAGGAUACACCUUCGACUACACUUAUGACUGGGUUGGCCGGCAGAUACCGACACCUGUGGGGUCUGUGCACAUAGACUCUGGAGUGUCUGCUGUCACGAGAGAGAGCCACCCUCACAGAGACCGGCCCUCGCAGCAUCAACCAAUCAGAAAUCAGACAGCAGCCUCAGAUCGACGAGGAGCAUGGGAGCUGCAGCCCACACGCCAAGCAAACUCUUCCUAUUUGACCUCUCACCUGGCAGCGGACAGGCACGGGGGAUCAGUGCAGGUGGUGAGUUCAACCAACGGGGAACUGAAUGCAGAUGAUCCACUGGCAGUUCAUUCCAAUGCUCCGAUUACAGCUCAGGCAGAGGGGGAAGUGGUCGACGAGGCAAACUGCGUGAAAAUGCUCAACCUGUGGUGCUGCUGUUUCUUCAAGCGAAAACGAAAGAAGAACACGCAGAGGCACAAAUGAUCGUCCACCACCGGCCCGAAAUGUUCCGAGUGUCCGGCUCAGCUGAUUGUGAUUCCAGAAAUCAACAAAGGUCCCAUUCAGAAUCAAACAAGGGAGACGACCAAAAGAUCUUGAUUGAAUUUUCCUCUCAACAGGAACAGUUUAAAGGGGUCUGAGAUGUUCAAGAGGCUUGUGUCUUUUGAUUGGAGUCCUAUUCAGGAGACCUAUUUGUUGGAUUUUUGUCAGGGGAUAAUCUUGUUUUGCUUUUUAGUUUUCAUUCACUCCAAGAUGCCCCACAUUUGUAUUUUUCUCUCAAUGUUUUUUUUUUAAAUGUGUGUUUAUUGGCUGUGCUGUUGCAAAGGCAGAGACCGAUCUUCCUGCGUGGUCUUGCCACCUCAACCUGUUGCAUACUAAGAUUUCUUUAUUUAACCCACUAAAUCUUCAUGUCUCCUCUGUCUGGUCUCAUUUCAACAUGGUUUGCCUGUCACUAGUAUCUUUACUAGUUUUCAUACAAAGCCUUUUUGGUCAUUCCUGACAAGAGGCUGAAUGUAAACCUGAACCCAUGAAGAGCCAAUAGUGUAACAGCGCAUCAGUCUGCCGGCCCCUGCACUUUUGUUUUUCUUUCCUCCAACGAGAUGGGUCCUGGAACUGGGACCUGAGCCUGAGAGAACAGAAGACCACAGACGUCUUUUGCACUGUGUUCUCUCGGGAUGAUUUCUGCUCUUGCUGCUUGGUUAAGGCUCCCCACUUAACCACGCCGCUCUCAAAACACACUACAGUCUCUUUUGUCUCAUGCAGUUUUGCUCCUGUCGGCUUUGUGGUGAUGAGCAGCAACCUGACACUUGUAGAUGUGGUGGGGGAAAAAAAACAAACAAAACAAUAUGCUAUUUAUGCUAUUUAUCUCUUGGUUGCCACCAGUUUUCUUACUAAUUCUUACACAUACACACUGAAUGUAUGGACAGUAAAGUAAAUGACUUUGGAGCAUUCAUAUAAUCUGUUAUGCGCAUGGAAAAGAAAUUGCAGUUAAGGAGGAGUUAAGACCAAUGUUUUUAAAAAAUGAAAAAAGUCAGACCAAAAUCAAGUGGGUUUGUGGGUUGGAGAAUCUUAAUUGCUCAUGAUCCUAAUAAUAUGGUGGUUAAUAAUAAUGGACUUAUACCAAUAGACACUGGGAUAUGUUUCUUUGGAGCGUUGAUAAACUGGCGCCAUGUGCUUUGGAGAUUAAAUCACAGCCUCUCAGCGCUGCUGUCCAAUGCCUUAACCCCAACCAGUCGACCACUGCGCCACACAACACCACGCUGUUUGAGAAAUGAGUCGGCAAAUGUUUAGGUUCUCCUGCAUAAUAAAGCCCAAUGUUGCCAACUGUUCCGAGAUGGAAUCAGAGUAGUUAUCGACUCCCUGUGAGACACUGACGAUGUAUUCUCAAGAGACUGAUGCCCGACGUUAAGGUUUGGUGUACCCCCCUCGCCCCCGCGGGUCGAGUCGGAAGUCUCCUGUGCUGCAAACCGCUGUUUGAUGUUUGGGUAUCUCUCCUCAGUGUCGACUUAGAAAAACCUAAUCUCACCUUGAGGACAGAAUAGAAAAUGUCCAUACCAUUUUUUUUAUAUAUCUAUUUUAAUUUAGUGUCACGGAGGACUGCCUUGAACCGAUAUCCUCUAUUCCUCUCCUUGCCUAUCCUUCAAACAGAAAGUGGAUUACCAUACAAAGGUGUUUUAUUUUUUUAUUAUAUCUUGCUAAUGUGAAUGUUGUUGUUUUUUU
Molecule: messenger RNA, 3564 nt
Organism: Solea senegalensis (Senegalese sole)
Lineage: Eukaryota; Metazoa; Chordata; Actinopteri; Pleuronectiformes; Soleidae
Gene: csnk1g1
Product: casein kinase 1, gamma 1
Exons: 14
Coding region: 421-1830 (469 amino acids)
Biological process (GO): positive regulation of canonical Wnt signaling pathway; signal transduction; peptidyl-serine phosphorylation
Cellular component (GO): cytoplasm; plasma membrane; nucleus
Molecular function (GO): protein serine/threonine kinase activity; ATP binding
Source: RefSeq, a predicted model, not a curated record